GAGAAGGCUAAAGAAAUUCUUACAAAAGAAUCAAAUGUGCAAGAGGUACGUUGCCCCGUCACCGUCUGUGGGGAUGUCCACGGUCAAUUCCACGACCUUAUGGAACUCUUUAGAAUUGGUGGGAAAUCGCCAGACACAAAUUACCUGUUCAUGGGGGACUAUGUGGACAGAGGCUAUUACUCGGUGGAAACGGUGACUCUUCUAGUAGCGCUGAAGGUGCGUUACCCGGAACGCAUUACAAUACUGAGGGGCAAUCACGAAAGCAGACAAAUUACACAAGUGUAUGGCUUUUACGACGAGUGUCUGCGAAAGUAUGGCAACGCCAAUGUCUGGAAGUAUUUCACAGAUCUGUUUGAUUAUCUUCCGCUUACAGCUCUAGUAGAUGGCCAGAUAUUCUGUCUCCACGGUGGCCUCUCUCCGUCCAUAGAUACGCUGGAUCAUAUCAGGGCUCUGGACCGCCUGCAGGAAGUUCCACACGAGGGCCCUAUGUGUGAUCUGUUGUGGUCGGAUCCGGAUGAUCGUGGUGGCUGGGGUAUAUCUCCACGUGGUGCUGGCUACACCUUUGGGCAAGACAUUUCCGAAACAUUUAACCACGCCAAUGGUCUCACCCUGGUCUCCCGUGCCCACCAGCUUGUCAUGGAGGGUUAUAACUGGUGCCACGACCGAAAUGUGGUUACCAUUUUCAGCGCGCCCAAUUACUGCUACCGUUGUGGGAACCAGGCUGCUAUCAUGGAACUAGACGACACUUUACAAUAUUCCUUCCUCCAGUUUGACCCAGCGCCGCGUCGCGGAGAGCCUCAUGUUACCCGUCGCACCCCAGACUAUUUCCUAUAAACCUCUGCUGGCCGUCGCAGCAGGAAGGCCGGGUGUACCUUUACGGAGCGACAACAUGUACACGUCUCUGCAAGGAAUCGGGGUUCGUCUCGACCGAAACAUCCCCCUCAUGGACCAAACCGUGCCAUACAGAGGACGAAGAGCGUUGAGCACAACUUGAGACUGAAUUCCUGACAAC
This is a messenger RNA of Opisthocomus hoazin, 1012 nucleotides long. The record is from RefSeq and is a predicted model, not a curated record. NCBI's taxonomy places the organism in Eukaryota, Metazoa, Chordata, Aves, Opisthocomiformes, Opisthocomidae.